Messenger RNA from Gopherus flavomarginatus (Mexican gopher tortoise), 10295 nucleotides. It is a transcript of the gene FHOD3, whose product is annotated as formin homology 2 domain containing 3. Gene Ontology annotation, cellular component: cytoskeleton; cytoplasm. Gene Ontology annotation, molecular function: actin filament binding. The coding region runs from base 436 to 5274 and encodes 1612 amino acids. Gene Ontology annotation, biological process: sarcomere organization; cortical actin cytoskeleton organization; cardiac myofibril assembly. The transcript is spliced from 28 exons. The record is from RefSeq and is a predicted model, not a curated record. Lineage: Eukaryota; Metazoa; Chordata; Testudines; Testudinidae.
CGGGUGCAGCGGGCUCCGGCUGACUGAGUAUGGGGGAGCAGCUGCCGCCGCUGCUCUCCGGCUGCCCUUGCACCGCGCCCGCCGGCAGCUUCGCCCCGGGGCUCUGCCCUGUCUCAGCCUGAAGGGCGCUCGCACCGUGUGCACCCGGGCGGGGAGGGGGCGAUGAUCCCGGCGUGCUAGCGGCUCUGAAGCAGUCGGGCUCCGCUGCGUGCAUCUUGCGGCGGGCGGCGGCGGCUCCCCCCGCCCUCGCCUUGCAGCUCAGCCCGGCCCCGGGGAGCAGAGCCUGAUCUCUGCCAACCUGCCGCCGCGGGCGGGUCGCAGCCCUGCUGCUGGGCUCCAACUUUGAUUUCUUGUUCGGGGGGGAGGGGGCGCCUCCUGCCCAGCCACCCACACCCCGUGCUUUGCCGCUGCCGCCGUGUUUUGCAUGGAUGCACCAUGGCCACGCUGGUUUGCAGGGUGCAGUUCUUAGAUGACACCGACCCCUUCAAUAGUACCAACUUCCCCGAGCCCACCCGGCCUCCUCUCUACACCUUCAGGGAGGACAUCGCGCUCGUCACCCAGCUGGCCGGGGUGCACCGCCUGCUCAGAGCCCCGCAUAAGCUUGAUGACUGUACACUGCAACUGUCUCAUAAUGGUACCUAUCUGGAUUUAGAAUCCACCUUAGCGGAGCAAAGGGAUGAAUUGGAAGGUUUCCAGGAAGAUGCUGGGAGGGGCAAGAAGCACAGUAUAAUUCUGAGGACACAGCUGUCAGUGAGAGUCCACGUCUGCAUUGAAAAACUCUACAACUCCAGUGGACGGGAGCUGAGACGGGCCCUUUUCUCUUUGAAACAAAUAUUUCAGGAUGACAAGGAUUUGGUUCAUGAGUUUGUUGUGGCUGAAGGCCUGACUUGCUUGAUAAAAGUGGGAGCUGAGGCAGACCAGAACUAUCAGAACUACAUCUUAAGAGCUUUGGGACAGAUUAUGCUGUAUGUAGAUGGGAUGAAUGGAGUAAUAAAUCAUAAUGAAACCAUCCAGUGGCUGUACACUCUCAUUGGGUCAAAGUUCCGUCUGGUGGUAAAAACAGCACUGAAACUGCAGCUGGUGUUUGUGGAGUAUACAGAAUCCAAUGCACCACUUUUAAUCCAGGCAGUAUCCACAGUAGAUGAGAAGAGAGGAGGCAAGCCAUGGUCCAACAUUAUGGAGAUCCUAGAGGAAAAAGAUGGGGUUGACACUGAACUGCUGGUUUAUGCAAUGACCUUAGUUAACAAGACGCUGUCGGGAUUGCCAGAUCAGGACUCUUUCUAUGACGUGGUGGACUGUCUGGAAGAGCUAGGCAUCGAAGCUAUUUCACAGAGACACUUGAACAAGAAAGGAACAGACUUGGACUUAGUUGAACAAUUUAACAUUUAUGAGAUGACACUGAGACAUGAGGAUGGAGAUGAGACUGCUGAUCCCCCACCCAAUGGGCGCAAAGACAGAAGAAGGGCCAGUCUUGGCUCCAAUGAACGAAGGGGGUUAGAGCGCAGGAGAAGCCGCAGACAUUCAGCCCAGAGCAUCAAAAGCACUUUAUCAGCUCCUGCAAGUCCCUGCAGUCAGUCAAGCCCAAGCUUCAUGUUAGGCCAUGGGCAGUGUAUUGAAGAUCUUAGUGAGAAAGAGGAGAAGGAGUAUGAAGAAGAGGAAGAGGAGCAACCAGUCACAGAGCCUAAUACUGAGGAUGAGGGGGAGGAAGAGGCCACUAGGCAGGUCAAAUCCAGUGAGGUCCCAGACGUAAACCAGGUUGCAAAUGAAAAGCUGCAGAAUGAGAAUCAGAGUUCUGAUUCUUCAGCCGUCUCAAGUGCAGUUUCUCAAGCCGAGAGGCCUCCCUCAUGCUCUAAAGCCAAGAGUCCGUCCAGCCGCUCAUCUUCUGUGCCUGAUUCAUCUGUCUCACUCCAUUGUUCUGUUUGUUCAUCACCAUCCUCUCCUGCAUCAGUCUCAUUUAACUCCUCCCAAAAUUCAUCAGCAUCUAUUACUCCGAAGGCAUCUCCAACUGUGGAGAAAUUGCCUUAUGUACCACAUAGCCCUUUUCACCUUUUCUCCUAUGACUUUGAAGAGUCUCCAGCAACUGUUACAGAAAAGGAAGCAGAGGUUAUCAGGGAAAACAGAAACAGUAGCUAUGGCAACAACUUUUAUUCCUCUGCAAGACCUUAUUCUGGACUCAGUGCUCCUACCACACCCAUUUCUCGUUAUGGGACAACUCUGUCACCACCUCAGGAGACCAAAUCUGAAAGGCCAGCAUUGGGUGGUCUCCUUACAUCAUCUUAUCGGCAGCACCAAGAAUCCUUGGCAGCGGAAAGAGAGAGGCGACGUCAGGAGAGAGAAGAGAGGUUGCAAAGGAUAGAGCGGGAAGAGAGAAACAAAUUCAACCGUGAUUAUUUAGACAAAAGAGAGGAACUAAGGCAAGCAAGAGAAGAGAGAUACAAAUACUUGGAGAAGUUGGCAGCUGAGGAGUAUGAGAAGGAGCUGAAGAGUCGGAGUAUAUGCCGAGGCAGAAGCGAGCUGUCUUUGAACUUGAGCUCUCCUUCAGCCCCAUCCUCUCCCAUUCCCAAGUGCAUCAGCCCAGCAUCCAUAGAGUCCCAGGAGGAGCUGAAGACCCCUUCAACGCCCCAUGGGACCCCUCAGCCCCCUGAAGUGAGUGCCAGUGAACCUGAACCAGAACCUGAGCCAGAACCAGAACAGGAAACUGAGGCAGAGGCCGAGCAGGGAACGGAGACACCACAGGCUACAGAGGUGGGACCAGAGAGUGAGGUGGAGCAAGGUCCUGAGCGAGAGCCAGAAGAAAGUGCAAUACUCAGUGAAAAAGAGAGGCAGAAUGAGGAAGUGAACGAAAAAGACAACUGUUCUGCAUCCAGCAUAUCCUCAGCAAGCAGCACUUUAGAGAGGGAAGAAAGAGAGGACAAGUUAACCAGUGACAAUGAAACUGGUACGUGGUCACAAACUAUUCAAGAUGCUGGUGUGAAUGAGCAGUGCAGCAACAUUCUCAACAACAAACGGUUCAUGCUGGAUAUGUUGUAUGCCCAUAACAAGAAACCCAAGGAUGAAGAGGAGAAAGAGCUGGAGGAGAAGGAGGAGGAAAAGAAGGAGACGGAGGAAAGUGAUGAGUCAAUCACCAGCCUAGCCAGUAGGAUCUCUAUCCUGCAGGCCAGCAAGCAGGCCAAAGAUGAAAGUGUCAAAAAGGUGGAGAUUGGAAAUCUGGACAACCAAGGCAGCGUGAAAGCUUUUGCAGAAAAAUUCAACAAUGUUGAGCUGGCCAACGGGACAGUAUUGCCUGAGGGUGAGUUUGAUGAAAAAGUCCCUGAGAAAACACCAGCACAGCCCAAGAAGGAAUCUGAUUACAUUUGGGAUCAGCUCAUGGCUAAUCCUAGAGAACUUAAAAUCAAAGACAUGGAUUUUACAGACUUGGGGGAUGAGGAUGAUGUAGAUGUGUUGGACAUUGAUAUGGGUCCUGGGGACUCCCUAGUUCCCCCUCCCCCACCUCCACCUUCCUUUUUGGGUUUGCCUCCUCCACCACCUCUCCCUCUGUUUGGAUGUCCACCUCCACCCUCUGGUAAUUUAUUGGCUCCUCCUCCACUGUUCAGCACUCCUCAGGGUUCAGGGUCACCCCAGGUUUCUAGGGGUCAGCCAGCAUUCAUGAAGAAGAAGAAAACCAUCCGUCUGUUUUGGAAUGAGGUACGGCCAUUUGAGUGGCAGUGUAAAAAUAACAAACGCUGUAAAGAAUUCCUGUGGUCGAAACUGGAACCCAUUAAAGUGGACACUUCCAAACUGGAGCACCUCUUUGAGUCUAAAUCCAAGGAACUGCCGAUCACAAAGAAAACUGCUGCAGAUGGAAAGAGACAAGAGAUCAUUGUGCUGGACUCAAAACGAAGCAACGCUAUUAAUAUUGGAUUGACAGUGUUACCUCCGCCAAGGACCAUCAAGACUGCUAUUUUGAACUUUGAUGAAUAUGCCUUAAACAAGGAGGGAAUAGAGAAAAUUUUAACGAUGAUUCCUACGGAAGAAGAAAAACAGAAGAUCCAGGAGGCCCAGAUGGCAAACCCUGACAUCCCAUUGGGCAGUGCAGAGCAGUUCCUUCUCACUCUCUCCUCAAUUAGUGAGCUUUCUGCUAGACUCCAGCUUUGGGCUUUCAAAAUGGAUUAUGAGAUAGUGGAAAAGGAAGUUGCAGAACCACUGUUAGACCUGAAGGAAGGAAUGGACCAGCUGGAGCAUAAUAAAACCUUGGGAUUUAUCCUUUCUACUUUACUAGCCAUUGGGAACUUUCUAAAUGGAACCAAUGCCAAAGCUUUUGAGUUAAGCUACCUCGAGAAGGUUCCGGAAGUCAAGGACACAGUGCAUAAGCAGUCUCUCCUGCACCAUGUCUGCACUAUGGUGGUGGAAAAAUUCCCAGACAGCACAGAUCUUUAUUCAGAAAUUGGGGCCAUCACUAGGUCAGCCAAGGUUGACUUUGAACAACUUCAGGACAACUUAUGUCAGAUGGAGAAAAGGUGCAAAGCAUCUUGGGAUCACCUUAAGGCUAUAGCAAAGCAUGAAAUGAAGCCAACGCUGAAGCAAAAAAUGUCUGAGUUCCUUAAAGACUGUGCAGAAAGAAUCAUAAUUCUGAAGAUUGUUCACAGAAGAAUAAUUAACAGGUUCCAUGCAUUUUUGUUAUUUAUGGGUCAUCCUCCUUACGCAAUCCGUGAAGUCAACAUCAAUAAGUUCUGCAAAAUUAUUAGUGAAUUUGCUUUAGAGUAUCGCACCACCAGGGAACGAGUUUUGCAGCAGAAGCAGAAACGCGCCAACCACAGGGAAAGAAACAAGACCAGGGGGAAAAUGAUCACAGAUACAGAUGAAGAGGAGGAUGUAGAGUCUGGAAAGUUCUCCAGCAACGCUACCCCAUCUCAGAGCCAGCCAGAGGGUCUGCAGUAUGCUGAAGAUGCAGCAGAGCAUGAGAACAUGAAGGCUGUGCUGAAGACCUCCUCUGUCAGUGGGGAAAGCACCACUGCGCUAGGUGUUCGCACUCGAAGCAGAGCCAGCAGAGGCCGUAUCAGUUCAUGGAAUGCUGCUGGUGAUGAUUCACCUAAUGCUACAGAUGAUGCAGCUGAUGAGAUCAUGGAUCGUAUUGUAAAAUCAGCCACCCAAGUGCCAAGUCAGAGAGCUGUGCCUAGAGAGAGGAAGCGGUCACGAGCAAACAGGAAGUCAUUAAGAAGAACAUUAAAGAGUGGACUGACACCAGAAGAAGCCAAAGCACUGGGCCUCAUCAGCACCUCUGAGAUGCAGGUGUGAAAUCCGCAAAGGUGGCUACAAGCAGAACCAUCAUGGGUGAUACACGGGCUGACAACCAUUCAGUGUGGCAUUGUUCUGCCAGCCUCAUCUGCUGCUCCUGACAUCCCAUCCUCUGUUAGUUUAAUUUUGAUUAGAUAUAUAACAGAACAAACAAAAAGGGCUAAAGAAGGGUGUGUCACAGCUCAGCACUAAAACCUGACAGAUACAAAAAGGAGUGUUUGAGUAUUUCUAGAUGAAAGCUUAUAGCUUGUUCUCUCAUGAUGCAUUGAUGUUGGUAUUAGGGGACUCUCCUGAGCAUUCUUUUAUUGUGUGAGCUAUGUUUACGUUGGCUUUUCUUGUGGCCUGUUUUAGUCAUUGUAAAGCAUGGCAUUUUGUCAGUGCAAGGAACAGUCCUUAAAGAGGCAAAAUCACGUCUGUUACAGUUACUAUGAUCUUCCUAAGAUUGUUUUAUUGGACAGACAUACACAAAUCUGUACAACCCUAUUUUUAUCUCACCACCAAAGAAUGUAAAAAUGUAUGUGUACUUAUGUAUAUGUACAGUAUAGAUGUGUGUUUAUGUACAACAUACACAUAUAGUCCUGGGGUGAAAUCCUGGCCCCACUGAAGUCAAAGGGCCAAAGAUUUCACUCCUGGGGCCUUAAAAUUCCACCUGACCUUCAGGAAAGGAGUGUCUUUUUACAAGAACUCAAUGUUACUCAAUGGAAUUCACCCUGCAGGGCAGGAAAUAGCCUGCAGUGCAGGUGGAAUGUUUAGGAUUCUGAACUGCAUGUGUGUGUAUGCACAUACACUGUACCUAAUAUUGUACACACACAGAUAGCACAGAAUACCUCUUACUGCUGAACUCUAGGUAUACUGAGUCUUUGUACAAUUUCAGAAAUUUAUGCCAACAAUUUACAUGCUAGAUAAAGAGGUUCUGCUGCCAAGAUCAAGAAGUUUGGUUCACCUGCCUGAGCCCUUCAUGCUGCUUUUCUCUGUUGUGAUGUAGCUUAGUGGUGAUUUAGCUUCAAACCGAUUGAACUGAACAUGAAAUGGCCCUGCUAAAAUGCCUCUACAUUUUGUCUUUUUUCAUCAAUAAAAUAAAUAGCGAGGAUACCACAGUGAACAUUCCUCUUCCCACAGAAGGAAUUUGCUGUUUCCUUGUUCGUCCUUAUCUCACUGUUUAUAAUUUACUUCUAUAAACAUCUUCAGUAUAUGUCUGAGGUUAAGUGCAUGUUCUAUUCUGGUCUAUCCCCACAUAAACGAUCACAGUCCAUUGUCCAAACCAGACAGAAUUUUAGAAUAUACUUUAAUCAGCUCUACUUGCCUUUAAGUGAAGUACAUCCACCUCAGUGAAUUUGAAGUGAACCCGUUUAUACCCGGCUUUUGCCACUGCCAAAGCAUUUUCAUGGGAACUGCAGUUUAGUAACAACAACAAAAGGGAACAUUUUGCACCAAAGCAUAUCUAGAUGGAAUGGUACUGAAGAAUGCGGAAUUAGCGCUUUCUGUGACCCUGGGCUGGGACUAAAGGUUUAUUGACUCCUGCAUUCUGUUCCACUUUGAGGACAGGAAGUGCUAAGGAUAAGGCACCAAACAGGCAAAAUUUCAACUGUAUAUGAGACUAUGUUGAACACAGCAUCCAAGUAAUCUGAGAGCCAAUCAACAAGCAAUACUGAUAUAAAUGACCUAGUAGAAUCAAACUAAAUGCAAUAUGUUGGGAAAACUCCCAUCUGUGCAAUUCUCUCCCUCAGCUGUUGGAUUUCAGUCCUUACUGACAGUUGCCGGGGGGCUUAACCCAUCCAGUUCAUGGGUAAAUAUAUGUCCCUGCUAUGAAUCCCGGUUGUUACAGUAUGGCGUUGGGUUUACAGACAUUGGUGAACAUGUUUCCCUGCUAUUUGGCUGUUAGUUUAGUUUAACAAGUGGAUUUUGCAAGCAGACAGAAGCCAUUCAUUGGUUAGCUAAUAAAUCACAGAGUAAAGAAUGAGUUGAAAGCUGUAAAGAGGAAAGGACUGGUCAGAAAACUGAAGGAAAUAGAAUUUAUUUAAUCACAUUCUUUCAUUUUAAAAGAAAUGAUGUGUUGCCAUCAGGGUUUUGGAAAGGAUCUCUGCAUGAUACAACACUUGGCCUUUCAGUAUGUUUUCUUAUCUUUCUGCUUAAGGUUGCAUAAAACACAUAGAUGGAUGUACAAGGGGUUUGUGGAGGUCAGUGAGGUCUGAGUGAGCAGUUUGGAUUGCAAUUCAUGUCCUAGUUAAAAGCAGAUCUGAAUCUGAGUCCUGCUCUGGCCAGAUGCUGAAGGCCUCCUUCAAGGUGCUCAACUCCCAUUCCUGGUGCUUGACACUUGGCAGGAUUGAACUUUAAAUUCCCUGCGUACUGUGCUGUAUAUGCAGCCUGAACAAUGGGAAUCUCCACUUUUAGUUAAUUCGGGAGGAAAUCUAAAAGAGUAGAUGGUGAUUUUCCAGCGUAGUAAUAGGAAGCAAUUCUUGUGUUCGGGGACUGCAUUUUAGUGGCAUUUCCCGAGUGUCGUUAAAGUUAAAUGUCUCUCACCUUGCGUGUUCAAAAUCCUUUGGAUCCCCCUCAUUUAACAGGGAUUUAGAAAUUAACAACAAAAAUGUGAGUCAGGAUUAAUAUUUGCUUAGGAUAGGUGGUUGUUGCUUUUACAACUCAAGAAAGAGAUCUACCACUCAAGAAAGAGAUCUUGGAAUCAUGGUGGAUAUUUCUCUGAAAACAUUCACUCAGUUUGCAGCGGCAGUCAAGAAAUCGAACAGAAUGUUGGGAAUCAUUAAGAAAGGGAUAAAUAAUAAGACAGAAAAUAUCACAUUACCUCUAUAUAAAUCCAUGAUAUGCCCACAUCUUGAAUACUGCGUGCAGAUGUGGUCGCCCCAUCUCAAAAAAGAUAUAUUGGAAUUGGAAAAGAUUCUGAAAAGGGCAACAAAAAGUAUUGAGGUAUGGAACAGCUUCCAUAUGAGGAGAGAUAAUAAGACUUGGACUUUUCAGCUUGGAAAGGAGAUGACUAAGGGUGGACAUGAUAGAGAUCUACAAAAUCAUGACUGGCAUGGAGAAAGUAAAUAGGGAAGUGUUAUUUACUCCUCGUAACACAAGAACUAGAGAUCACCAAAUGAAAUUAAUAGGCAGCAGGUUUAAAACAAACAAAAGGAAGUAUUUUUACACACAACACACAGUCAGUCUGUGGAACUCCUUGCCAGAGGAUGUUCUGAAGACCAAGACUAUAACAAAGUUAAAAAAAAGAGCUAGAUAAGUUCAUAGAGGAUCGGUCCAUCAAUGGCUAUUAGCCAGUAUGGUGUCCCUAGCCUCUGUUUGCCAGAAGCUGGGAAUGGGUGACAGGAUGGAUCACUUGAUGAUUACCUGUUCUGUUCAUUCCCUCUGGGGCACCUGGCAUUGGCCACUGUUGGUAGACAGGAUCCUGAGCUAGAUGGACCUUUGGUCUGACCCAGUAUGGCCAUUCUUAUGUUCUUACAAUAGAUUGUUUUAAAUCUGAUUAGAAAGGGUAAAGAUAGUAGUUUACCAACUUCACAUCUCCUGUUUCUUCCACGCCCCCGAACAUACAUACAUUCCUAUAAUUCAAGAACAGCUUUGAUUUGGAAGCCCAUAUUUAGCAAGUUCUUAGUCUAUGAUGUGGAGUUAUUUUUCUUUGUUUGCUAUUUUUUAAUUGUAAACUGUUUUAAUAAGUACUAGAAAGACUUGACAAGCAGCACACAAGGGCCAAUUCCUGCUCUCUCUCGUGAACAUGCAGUUCCUUGCUGUCUUCAACUGGAAUCGUGCAUGCAUAUGUGAGGAUAGAACUUGGCCCUGUAUAAAGUUCGGAUUGCUCUGGAUUUCCAGCAUCUGGACGCAAGAAAAACUGCAAGGUCUGUGAAUGCUGAAGUUUCUCUGGUUAGGUACUUAAGAGCUCUGAAGGAAGGAAAAAAAGAAAAAAAAUUUAAAACACCCUAUGCUGUUUUCCUAAUGCUGAGAUGAAAUGAUGCUUGAUUAGGGAACACUAUUGAAACUUAUUUGUAAACACUUGAUAAUACAAGGGCCUAUUUUGUGUUUGUCUUUUUAUUUUUUGCGACAAAUGGUUGAAUUGCAUUUUAGAUGCAAUGUAAAGAGAAAGCAGUUUAAUAGUUAAAGAGCAAGUCAUUCAAAGGAGUUUGAGGGGGUUUAUAGUUCUAUGUUCAUGCAAAAAAAUUAAACAUAUUCUGUACAGUUCUAAUUUGUUGAUUUCACAUUGAGCGGCAAAGAGAGGUACAUAACGUUUAACCAUUAUCGAACCAUUGAUCAUGUCAAACAGAUAUGAAAUCUGCAGGCUUCAUUGAAAGAAAAGGAUGGUUGAUAGCAAUGGGUGUAUUUCUCCUUUUAAAGACUGUCUUGGGGCAUAGUGUGUGUGUGUGUGUGUUUGUGUGUGUGAGAGAGAGAGAGUUGAGAAUUGUAAAAAAAAAUUGUAAAGUAGAAAAGGACAUGUUUCUUAGACGAAGGACAAAUACUGUAAAAUUGUGUAAAUGUCACUAAUGUUUUUUCAUGUGGUGUGUAGCAUAGUGUAAAAUAGGCUUUUCAGCAGUGUUAUUCUGUGAAUUGUAAUUUAAAAACAAGCCAUGCAUGGUCAAAGAUAUUAUCUACAGGUCCUUUUUCAUUUGUUUGUUUUUCUCAUUUUAGGUAAAGUUGUUUUGUUACGUGUUAAAUUUAAUUGUCCAUGAAACUGCUUUUGUUUCUGAGUUUUACUUCAUAAAUAACUUGAAUUACUGUUUAAGAAUUUACUACACACAAGCACUCCUUCGUUUGUAUCCAUCCUUAGGAAGCUUUGUCACUACAAUGAGUAUAACCCAGAGGGAUUUUCCUUUUUAACACACCCCUCUUUUGCCUCUCCUCCCCCACUCCAUCCCUUCCUCACAUUCUAGAAAAUGCAGUCUCUCUUUUUUUCCAUGCCAUGCAGGGUCAACAUGAGAAACUGACCUCAGACUUGUGUCCAAAAUUUCUUGAUAUAAGUAGUAACAAAGCUCACCUCUACAGCAGUAUGUAAACACAUCUUGCAAUAAAGCUUUCUAAAGCAC